Cucurbitaria berberidis CBS 394.84 is the source of this 273-nucleotide messenger RNA. RefSeq lists its product as uncharacterized. The record is from RefSeq and is a predicted model, not a curated record. The transcript is spliced from 2 exons. The coding region runs from base 1 to 273 and encodes 90 amino acids. Lineage: Eukaryota; Fungi; Ascomycota; Dothideomycetes; Pleosporales; Cucurbitariaceae.
AUGUCGUCCAACAACCAGAACCAGCCCGGCCUUGUCGCCAGCCAUGCUCAAUACGCCAAGGGCGCUGCUGAGGAGACUAUUGGCAACGUGACCGGCAACCAGGCGUGGAAGGCUUCAGGCGCGCAAGACAAGUCUCAAGCUGUUGACGCCAUGAAGUCGGCUGCACAAAACCGAGACGCGAGCCAGGGCUACGGCGGCGUAGAAGAGAAAGCUGGUAGCUUAGUUGGAUGCGAGGGUAUGCAAAAGGAGGGUGCGGGGAGCAAGAAGGAUUGA